Molecule: messenger RNA, 1089 nt
Organism: Lytechinus pictus (painted urchin)
Lineage: Eukaryota; Metazoa; Echinodermata; Echinoidea; Temnopleuroida; Toxopneustidae
Product: 5-hydroxytryptamine receptor 2A-like
Exons: 2
Coding region: 1-1089 (362 amino acids)
Biological process (GO): adenylate cyclase-activating adrenergic receptor signaling pathway
Cellular component (GO): plasma membrane
Molecular function (GO): G protein-coupled receptor activity; dopamine neurotransmitter receptor activity, coupled via Gi/Go
Source: RefSeq, a predicted model, not a curated record
AUGUACGCUGAAGGCAAUACAACUGAAUUACUUCAAGAACAUACAGAAAUAGCAGGUACAGAACUUACAGAAGUAGGUACAGAGCCUGAUAGAAAUCGAUGGAUCCCGUUGUUACUCCUGGUUUUCGUGAUCAUUAUGAUUGCGAUCAAUGGUAUCUGCCUGGCCGCCUUUGCCGUCGAGAAACAGCUGCGUGGCUACAACAACUACUUCAUCAUAAACCUUACGAUUUCGGACUUUAUCUUCGGGAUUUUUCUCGUCAUUACAUGCUUACACAUGUACCUUGGGCGUCUUCCCUUUCCCUUUCCGGUUAGGUGCAAGGUGUUCUACGGUGUAAGCAACAGCAUCCAAUUCGUAUCUAACCUGAUCAUCGUCACCAUCUGCGUUGACAGACACCGGGCAACCUAUAAUCCCAUCGGACAUUUCACAAGACGAAGAAAGCGAACGGCGCUCUACACCAACAUCUGCGUGUGGAUCGUUUCUUUUGUUUUCUGGUUUUCAUACUCGACGGUUCCUGACUAUAUUCUGCAGUUUCGGCUUAGUUCAGAGUGUCUUCACUGGUAUUCUGUGUUCCCAAUCGCCCAAUUGUCGGCCGUACUGAUCCGCUUCAUCAUCCCUUUCACCAUAACGUUGAUUCUCUACAUACGGAUCUUCAAAAAGAUUCGAGGGAUCGCCGGUGGAAGGCACAUCGACAAGGAGUUUACCGAAGAUACCACAGUGUCAGAUCAUAGCCUACCGGAAGGUGAUGUCAAGGAAAAUAAACAGCGCCCCCAAGUAAAGACCAUAUCUGGAGUUCAGAAAGCCGCAAAUCGUGAGUCGGCCUCAGAGGUUCGAAGCGCCACCAAGACCCUACUCUUCAUCGUCAUGGCCUUCUUCAUCACGUGGUUCCCAAUGUCUCUUAUGUCGAUUGUCAUCGCUAUCGAUCCAACGCUCGGCUAUCCGCGGAUACCCCUCUGGGCUUAUUGGAUACCUAUUUGGAUCGUUUACGUGAACGGUCUACUCAAUCCAAUCUGUUACGUCAUCUCCCAACCGCUCUUUAGGAAAACCGUAUUUGGUUUGCUCUGCCGCCCUAUCCGGUAUUGUCGUUGCUAG